UGCAAGUCACACUUGCGCGUGAAAAAUGGAAAUACCAGGGAGCGCAGAGGCCGUAGAACACGCAGGCGCGUUUGCGUCGUAAACAGUUGCGAGCAGUAACUUCGUAACGCACGAUGACUGCGGUGAAUGCGCGUAUAAACACACAUGAAAAUCGAUAGUAUUUACAGGCGUAGCGGCGUGCGCUCGAGAAAUUUGCCAGCUAAUCCGUCAGGUGAUCGUCAGGAUGACCGAUGUGAACAGCGUGUUCGGCUUCGAGCUCUUUCAAAAGCUCUACCACGAUGACAUCGGUAAAAAAGAAGACGUCAUAAUAUUGUUUGUGCACUGGUACUUGACAAAGGCCGGAUUUAGAUGCAUUGGCAUCGGAGAUGAGACAGUGUUUGAUGCAUCGGAGAAAGGAUCCGAAUUACUCCCAGCGGAAUGGAAUUCACGUCCCAAUUAUGCGCUGCGUUACGUGCAAGAUGGAAAAUUACACGUGCUUCUCGGAGUCAAAUCAGACGCAGAUCUGCUAUUGAACUUGAUGAGACACCACGACAAUUCUGUAUUUAAUAUUCCGUUCCCCAUCGAGGAAACUGUAUCUGCGUUACACGGGCCUUUAGAGACUAUAAUGCCAUCCUAUCAAACAAUGUUGCAUAACAUACAAAAAGAUUUUGUAAGCCCGACGUGCUCUAAUGACGCAGCGACUCAAACAACUGUAUCAAAUAACGGAAGUACCUCGGAGACUACUGCGGUUCCAGCACACGAUGGUCACCCUUCACUGAGGGUAGAACCUCGUCGUCCGCCAGCGAAUCGCCUUAGACCUGAAUAUGAUCCUGCGAGAGUAGGACAUAGAGAUCUCCAUCCACUCGGAGAAGGCGGUGGUAUGAUAUUCCAUCCAUUUGAAUCGAGACGUCGUCAAACUGGACGUUUACCGGGUGGCUUAGGAAUGCCUGGAGUAUUGCCGCCAGGUGCGAUACCACCAGGUGCAAGAUUUGAUCCUUUCGGUCCACCAGAGUUGGAUCCAUUCAGACAACCACGUCACAGACAACCCGAUAACGAUCACUUACCGCCUCCAGGAUAUGACGAUAUGUUUCAGUAAUAUGUUAAAAAAAAUUACACUCGAUAAUAAUGAAGGUAAAAAGUACAAGUAUAGACAGUUGCUGUAUAUAUUAAAUGUCUGUAUGAUGCUAUACUCCUUCGAUACUUCUACAAUAUAUUUUAACAUAUAAAGAAUGGUUUGUAAGAAUCAUGUGUGAAAGAUACAUCAUAUUUCCCUGGGAAGGGGAAUAAAGUUGGCAAGUUUAUACAAU
Messenger RNA from Vollenhovia emeryi, 1286 nucleotides. RefSeq names its product proteasome inhibitor PI31 subunit (gene PI31). Gene Ontology annotation, biological process: proteasome-mediated ubiquitin-dependent protein catabolic process. The coding region runs from base 224 to 1075 and encodes 283 amino acids. Gene Ontology annotation, molecular function: endopeptidase inhibitor activity; proteasome binding. NCBI's taxonomy places the organism in Eukaryota, Metazoa, Arthropoda, Insecta, Hymenoptera, Formicidae. The transcript has 5 exons. The record is from RefSeq and is a predicted model, not a curated record.